AUCGAGACGAGAUGACAUAGAUAUAUUGUAAGCAACUUAAUGUACACAUUUAUACAAUAUGGGAGUGUUAGGCAGGAUGUUUUCUGUAAAAGUUUUAUUCAUUUUGGUUAUUGUUAUCAAUGAUCUACCUGACAGUGCAGCAAACAACUCAAGUUCAAUUCAACAAGGGGAUGGAAGCUGUUCGUUUACAAACAACGACACGUGUGGUUACGACGUAAUAGGCCCGUGGCGAAUUCAUCAGGGACAGUCCUCGUUUUUAGGACGCACAAUUAUAAUGGGUGGCAAAGAUGACGACUUCUAUGCGUUAUUUGUACCAGACCAAGUAAUAGGAAAUUACCUGAACAACAUGGCCUCUCCGCUGUUACCAGGAGGCAUAGCGUGUCUCAGUUUCUACUACACUAUCCCUGCUGCCACGACAACACUUCAAGUGAUGACACGCACAGAGGACAACGUCAGAGUGGAACUGUGGAACGUGACUGAGCGUGCAAGGAGGAACUGGACUAGAGUGGAGGGACUGGUUGUCGAAAACAUAGAUCAUUUUGUGGUGGAUUUUGUCGCACGAGCGUCUCCCAAUGGUCUUAUCGGAAUCGAUAACAUAACGAUUGAAAGUUUCACUUGUGAUAAUGGAUACCUGCCCAUCAAAGAGGACGUUAUGGAUGUUUGUGCAGGCCGCAGUAAUGGUCUGCCUAAAUGUGAACCUGUCGAAUGUGGCAACGCAAGCAAUGCUGCCAAUGCCUUCAUUAAUUAUUUUAACGGUACCACCUAUAAAUCCUAUGCUGAGGUCACGUGUAACGUCGGAUACAGAAUUAUGAAUGGCGGAGCUAACUACAAUGUGCACGAAUACAUACAGUGUCUGGAAACGGGAAUGUGGAAUAUGUCUUCGGGAUGUGAGCUCAUAGAAUGUGGCAACGCAAGCAAUGCUGUCAAUGCCGUCAUUAAUUAUUUUAACGGUACCACCUAUAAAUCCUAUGCUGAGGUCACGUGUAACGUCGGAUACAGAAUUAUGAAUGGCGGAGCUAACGGCAAUGUACGCGAAUACAUACAGUGUCUUGAAACGGGAGUGUGGAAUAUGUCUUCGGGAUGUGAGCUUAUAGAAUGUGGCAACGCAAGCAAUGCUGCCAAUGCCGUCAUUAAUUAUUUUAACGGUACCACCUAUAAAUCCUAUGCUGAGGUCACGUGUAACGUCGGAUACAGAAUUAUGAAUGGCGGAGCUAACGACAAUGUACGCGAAUACAUACAGUGUCUUGAAACGGGAGUGUGGAAUAUGUCUUCGGGAUGUGAGCUUAUAGAAUGUGGAAACGCAAGCAAUGCUGUCAAUGCCGUCAUUAAUUAUUUGAACGGCACCACCUAUAAAUCCCAUGCUGAGGUCAGGUGUAACGUCGGAUACAGAAUUAUUAAUGGCGGAGCUAACAACAAUGUGCAGGAAUACAUACAGUGUCUUGAAACGGGAGUGUGGAAUAUGUCUUCGGGAUGUGAACUUAAAGAUUGUGGACGUUUACAUGUACCACUCAAUGGUAACAUAUCACACCACAACCACUACAUACGGGUCAACGGCUACAAUAUCUUGUCAGAUGGGAUACAUCCUUCAUGGAAGUGGAAAAUCCACAUGUUUUAGCAAUGCGCUAUGGGGCAGCACUGGUCAUACAUGUAAGCCUGUUGAUUGUGGUUAUCUAACUGAACCACAAUAUGGCAACGUGUCGUACACCAACACCACAUACAGAUCUACGGCUAUAAUAUCGUGUCAGACAGGAUACCGCCUUAAUGGAAGUAAUACAUCCGGCUGUGACAGCAAUG
Molecule: messenger RNA, 1794 nt
Organism: Dreissena polymorpha
Lineage: Eukaryota; Metazoa; Mollusca; Bivalvia; Myida; Dreissenidae
Product: E-selectin-like
Exons: 11
Coding region: 59-1615 (518 amino acids)
Cellular component (GO): membrane
Source: RefSeq, a predicted model, not a curated record